AUGAGUGCGCCGUUAAUACCAAACAAGUCGUGUUAUACCCAGCUUCAGGACAACUGCAGCGAAAUAAAAAAUAACAAUGAAAGCAUAGUGAGUGUGGGGGAUACCAAUGCCAACCAAAUUGUGGCAAAAGUUAGAACCACUGAAGAGGAUGUUAAGAAAUGUGAUUCGACAGAUGAGAGAGGGAAUACGGACUCUGGAGGUUCAGAGAAAGUUACUCAUCUGAAUACAGAGCAGAAUAAACUUCUGAACUUUAAAGACUCUCGGACUUGUCACACUGGUGUACAUGAAAGUAAGCUGCCCUCCACCACAAGCAGGGAAAUGGGGAAAGUUUGUAGGACCAGCGAAGCUAAGGAUAUAUCAAGGCACAUCAGGAUUAGCCGAGGACAAAGUCUGUCCAAUUUAAAAAGUAGCACAAACGAUGGCAGCCUGGGGGUUAUUUCCAAAGGUGAUGUUGACUUCACCCAGAACAUUUCUAAGGGUAAAAUGUCCAGGACUGUAGAGAUGGAGAGAAUAAAAAGGCUUUCUUUGGGAAGAUCAAGUAAAUUUUCUCCUCAAUCUGAAACAUUUGCAAAAGACUGCGUUGGCCGCGUGUCGUGUAAGCGUCUGCUUUCUGCAUCAUUAGACUCCAUUGACAGGUCGCAUCAUUUGAUAGGAAAUACAGAGAAAUCACAAAAAAUAUCCACGGACCAUUUUCUUGGGAUGGUGUUUCAUCCACUUGAAAAUACCUCAGAGGAAAAUAUUGUAUUUUAUUCCAAAUCACCUACCUCAGGGAACAAGAAAAUAAGUAAACCAGAAAAUGUACCAAAUGUUAACAUUGAAAGCACACUGCAUACUUCACAUUUUCAACAUUCAACUGUUAAGCCCAAUGAGAUUGUUAGUAAAUCAGAAGCACAAUUAGGUCAGGGGGAUAGAAGUAAAAAACUGGAGCUUAAGACUGCACCAUCUCUACAAUCUAGAAGUACCUGUCAACAAAAGAUUGAGAGAAUUAUGCUGGUAGAGUUCCUGGGAUGUCAAAAAGAUGAAAAUACAGCAAUGCAGGAACAGAAAGGCUCUGGGUCUGACUCAUCAAAAUUUCAAGCAUGCCAUUUUCAAGACACCUGUAAUAAAGUAGAGGAUCCAUUGUCAAGCCAGGUGGUAACCUAUCCUGGUGAAAAAUUGCUAAAUGAUAACAUCACCAUUGAUGGGGAAGGGAGAAGAAGCAAUGACAGUGACAACAGGGCGGCUAGCCAGGUUGGUGAGGAAUAUUUUGCUGACAAAGAAGUGGAAACAACAUUCCCACUCACCUGCGAUAGUAAAUCCAGUGGCAAAGUGACACCUAGAAAAAAUGAGAAUUUACAUGAAGCUGACGCAGGUUGCGCUGAAGCAGUUGGUGAACAGAUAUCUCUUAUACAUAACAUUAAUCUACCUGACAGCAAACCCUUCAAAGUUAAUGAGAAUAAACUGGCACUAGUCAAAGGAAACACCGAGGAUGCUGCCGUACCUGCUUCUGAUCUCUCAGAUCAGCACGGAACACGCAGUGCCGAGACAGUGUCGAACCAACAACCUGACGGUCAUGACGGUGAUGUGGAAGCCUCAAGCUUUUCAGUUCCAAGUAAAAAGACAGCCACUGCACAGAAACAUCCUCCAGAUGAAGCACCAGAGAGCUAUAAGGUUUUGACAAAGGCUGAUGCCUUUUUAUGUGUCCCAACUCCCGUGCGCCCAGUGGCAACGCUGGAUGUUAAUAGUCAGCCCACGCUAUCAAACAGUAAUUUGAAGGACCUUUAUGCACUUCAUGUUGACAAACUGUCCCCCUCCUCAGUCCUACCUCCCAUUGACAGUACGCAGUUGUUAAACAUAACCCCUAAAGUGCCUAUCAAGCCUGCUUGCAGCAGCGCCAUCCCAAAACCUAUCCUCGUCCACUCCAAGGGCUCCCUCGCAGAUAAGGCGGAUGUGGACAGUGACUCCAGUGAGAAGCUGGAAGAAAGCAUUGAGAUGAAACCUGCCAUACCCAGGCCCAAACCUGUGAGACCUAAAAUCAUCACGUACAUUAGAAGAAACCCUCGUUCGAUAGAGCAGCUGGAGCCUUCGUUUGCACCGGCAGGGCUGCCUUUCGGUACCCCUGCGUGUGGCGUGCCCAUCUCUACAGAGCAGAAGGUGUCCAACGGAGGGGAGGCGAAGCCCCCCAGCAUCCUGUAUGACAAAUUUAAACCUGACCUCCAGAAGCCAAGACUCUUCAGUUCUGGACUGGUGGUGUCAGGAAUUAGGCCCCCAGGCCAUCACUUCGGUCCGAUGGGUGAGAAGUUUCUGCAGGAG
Tauraco erythrolophus (red-crested turaco) is the source of this 2292-nucleotide messenger RNA. Lineage: Eukaryota; Metazoa; Chordata; Aves; Musophagiformes; Musophagidae. The record is from RefSeq and is a predicted model, not a curated record.